CGCGCGCGGCGGCAUUUUCGGCGUUUCGUCCGGUUUUUUACUUUUUCGGUAGUUUUUCCGCGCACUCUGAAAACUUUUCGAAGUUUGACUGAAACUUUUUUUACAGCUUACUGUAAAUAGAAGUAGAACAAAGACUUUGUUUUGUUUACCAAACUGAAGUGUUUUUUUAUUAGCUGUGUGUGUGACAUUGGAUUUAAUUUGAGGUGAUAAACACAAGUGAGCUGUGGUGAAUCCAGUUCAUUUUCAAUUUGGAUGUCUUUAGAAUAAGAUGAUUUUCAAUCACCUUGCUGAUUUUGAAGACUGACUAAAUUAUAAGCCGAUAAAGAGAUGAUCUACCAAUGAAGAUUCCCCGGACGGACUCAUCACAAGUCCACUCGGGAGUCACAUUAUUGCAAUGACUACUGCGAUGGCUGCUCAUCAAGAAUCACUCCACGAGAGACUACAACCGACGCCAGAAGAACCUCUUUACCUCCACCAUGGACCCACCUCUUGGCCUGAGCCAUCCGACCCUCAGGAAGAUGCAGACAUUUCGCCAUACUACAACAUGCCAAAGAGGAACAAGAGAAAGAAUUUCAAACCGAGAUGUGCCCCCAACGCAACAACCUUUUCUGAUGAAUCAAAUGGAGCGAACUGUGAUGAAGCAGCUAGUCCUAUCAACGGUAAUGACAGAACAACGCCAUACCAAUCGGUAGACGAUGACAAAGAUGGAAAUUUUGCAAAAAUUGGAGUCAAAAACUUCAAUCUACUAAAAGGUGGUGCAGUAGACCUUAGUAGGAGACUAAGUAUUGAUUCCAAUGAAAAUAUAGACACAAACUAUCAAAAUAGAACUGAAGAGGAGAAAAAGGUGGACUCUUUCCAGCGUUCCUACAUUCAUAGUUUACAAAUGAAUCAAGAAACGGAAAGAGACCGUACUGUUUUAAAUUUUAGUAAUUUACAAAAUAAAACUUUUUGUGCCAAAAACCCUUUUGCUAUAUCUCAAUUAAUUAAAACUAAUUCACCGCCACGAAGAAGGGAAUCUGAUUCGGAUGGAGAGAAGGGUCCAGAUAUAAAUGCAAACGAAAGGUUAGAAGGUCAGGAACCGAUGGAAACUAAUGAAGUUCAGCAGAAUGGAGACGGUGCUAAUACAACAAAUAGAAUCUUAAGAGACUAUGCAAUGAAUACUAUGAAGGAACUUUUGGGAAUUUAUGGUUUAUCUUCAAAUGAGGUUGCUGAUGCCAUCAAUGGCCAAAUAAGAGCUUUGGAAGCACUUCAAGGUAAACCGCUCACCCAAGUGCCUUUAAGCCUGACGAGACGCUUGGAGACAAGCGUGGAAGAAGGCAACAACAAGAGUCGCCGAAGAUCUUCAUCAGCAACUGAAGAUGAAGGCUCAACGAAUAUCACCCCACCAAAAACACCUGAUAAUGACAUUGAAGCUCAAAGACAAAGAGCUCUGCAGAUACUAAACCAGCAAUCGAUGCGCUUGUUCGGGAGGUCUCAGGAGCAAGAAGAUGGAAGUGGAUCUGAGGAUGGAGAGCAGACUCUAGACCUGAGCGUGUCGAGGGACACAGAUGGCCAGGAGCAGUCGACGACAUCCAGUGCCGGCAAUAGUGUCUCUGAAUUUGACCAGCAAGGCGUGUUCAUGAGGAAGAACCUGGAAGACUUAGCUAAUUUACAAAUGCAGGGUUUUUUUCAAAAACAGUCACCAAUGGACGGAGACGACUCACAAGAAAGAAAAUUACAAGCGAGUGGUUUGCUGUCGGCCUUGAACCACUUGGACCAGGCGAGGAAGAACUCUUUGCAGUCGACGGUGGAUUACUCUAGAUACGUGAAGAGGUACAGCUCGACCUUAGAAUGUGGUUCCUCGUACUGCAAAGAUCUGGGCUACCGGGAACACUUCCACUGCAUGGACUGUACCGCGAGGGUCUUCUGCAAGAAGGAGGAGAUGAUCAGACACUUCAAGUGGCACAAGAAAAGGGAUGAGUCCCUAGCUCAUGGGUUCAUGCGGUACUCGCCCCUCGAUGACUGCUCAGAGAGGUUCAGCGACUGUCCCCACAACAGGAGUCAAACCCACUACCACUGCAUACAAGAGGGCUGUGAUAAGGUCUACAUCUCCACUUCCGACGUCCAAAUGCACGCGAACUACCACCGAAAGGACUCCGCCAUCCUGCAGGAAGGGUUCCAAAGGUUCCGGGCCACUGAGAGCUGCGCGGCCCCUCAUUGUGUCUUCGCUGGUCAGAGGACCACGCACUUCCACUGCAGGAGACCUGGGUGCACGUACACUUUUAAGAAUAAGGCUGAUAUGGAAAAACAUAAGACUUACCACAUCAAAGACGAAGCCUUAUCCAAGGACGGCUUCAAGAAGUACAUGAAGAACGAAGCCUGCCCAUACAGGGACUGUCGGUUCAGCAGGACCUGUAACCACAUACACUGCAUACGGCCCCAUUGCAAUUAUGUCCUGCAUUCCAGCAGCCAGAUCUUCACGCACAAGAGGAAGCAUGAGAGGAAGGAACAGGAGAUGAGUUUUGGGCUUCCAACCUCAGUGAUCCAAAGCGCGCUGAUGCAGCAGGGAGGAGACCUCAGCAUGUACUCCCCGGGCAGCAACCUCCACAUCGACGACGACAUGUCCAACUCCAUGGACCCUGACUAUCCCCAUCCUUUUAACCCAGCGUUGGUAGAAGAAGUUACCCGCAAAUACAUCGAGACCUUCAAUGGUGGCAAGGAAGCGGAGGACAAAUGCAACAAAUGCAGCGCUUUCAAUAAACACUACCACUGUUUAGCUGAUGGCUGCAAGAUGGCUCACAGUUGCCACACAACGAUGGUAAAGCACGUGAUGGAACACGAGCAGCAGAAUCAAGUGACAGAAGCCUAUUUCGUGACCUACACAAGGAACAAUCCGUGCGGGAACUCUGCCUGUCAGCAUAUCAGGGAUAUCACACAUUAUCACUGCACAUGGGAAAAUUGCGGUGCAGUAAUCCUCUCUUCAGAAGAACAUCCCUUCAGGCGUCUCGAACAUCAUCGCCAACACGCAAUUCUAAGCCCAAUGUCUCCAAACUUAGCGGCUAGAUUCGCUCCCAAUUUCACUCCUCAACUUUCGGCUCAACUUCAUCCUAACAUGGCUGCACAGCUAGGACAAGUACCUAAUCUUCCAAAUCUUCCACCGAAUCUUGCUCAACUAGCCCAAAUGGCACCAAGUCUGACAUCACAGUUGACUCCAAAUUUACAAGCGCAAUUGAAUCUUGGACCCAAUUCUGUUGUUGCACCGCAGCAAGUUAAUCCAUCGAGUUCUUUAGAUGAAAUGUUCAGUAGGAAGAGAGGAAGGCCACCGAAGAACAGGGUGGUUGAAGUCUGGACUGGCAAUGUAACUCCUGAAGCGAUUUUCACUUCGUUCAAAUUGCCUAAAAGUAACCAGUUACAGCAUGUUGGGCAAUCACCAGUGGUUACUACUGUUGAAGAGUUCCCUCGCAUCAAAUUCCAACACUUCGAAGUAUUCACCAGCCCAGACGCUUGUAGCUCAUCAUACCCGGCCUGCCAGCUCAGGAUGAGCAGACUCCAUCUCCACUGCUUCAACUGCAGCUUCGCAGCCGAAGCCCACGCCUUCAUGGAAACCCACAUGAGGGAAUCCCAUUCCAUCUCUCCACUUUUAGAGGGCUUUGAUCAUUUCUCUUCUUACGACCAGUGCGGUGGAAGAAGCUGCUUCAAAAACCAGUUGAGGACUCACUUCCAUUGCGCUCAAGGCAAUAACUGCCCAGCGAUUCUCACUCAAUACUCAGCUUUAGCUACUCAUAAACAUGGGAGAGGAACUCCAGUUAUCAAGAGUGAAGAAGAGAAGCCGUUUGAGGAAGCCAAAGACUACUCUUUGAAAGAACGCGCGUCAGUAGAUAGUGUGGGGUCUAUGAAAGAAGCUGUGGAGUAUGCGCCUACCAAUUUCUCGAUCAAGAGCGAAUUUGAAAGGGAGCAGGAUAAUGUUUCCGUAGUAAAAGCUACGGGAACCUUCUACCCGUCGUCUCACCUUCGAAGCAACACAUCAUCGCCCAGGAGUAUCUACGACGCUUCCCCAUCUAAAGAUAUGAAACUCCGCAUAGACUAUGACAAGAAACCUUUAGACCAAAAGCCCACAGGACCGACCAUUCCUCCAUCAUGUCACGAUCAAAACUGCACAUUGAAUAAAAAUGCUGGUGGAAUGAAUUUGCAUUAUCAUUGCCCUCAUUGUGGUCAGGCCUAUGUGGACUUGAAAUUGCUAUUCAGUCAUAUGGUCAAGAAACACAGCAAUUCCAUGGAUUCUGGUCCAGUUGGCUUGGCUGCUACUAAGGAGACGUUGGAACGGGAGUACCCUGAGAUCUCCAUCCUGCCAUCCACCGCCGCCGCCAGCCAGCCAGAGCCCAGCCAGAGGCCGCCCAAUCCUGCUGAACAGGUUCAAGCAGUUCAAAGCCUCCUUCUCCAGCAAUACCUCGCUGGUGGCCGCAAGGGCAGUCUUCAGGAGCAGCUGAAGAUGCAGCAGCAAUACACGGCUUCUCUCGCCGGUUUGCCUGGAUUGGCUCAAGUGGCUCUAUUUUCACAGGGAGGGUCUCCGUUCCCCCUGUACCCGGCGAUGCUGUAUCCGCCUGAGCUGCUUCUAGAACAGAGCCUGCUGCAGGGUCACGGUCUACCUCCAGGGUUGGACAAGGAGGCUGAGAUGUUGGCUAAGACGCGGCGGGCGGGGGGUGCGCGCGCGCCGCACAUGCGCGUGCUCAAGGACGAGCCCAUCCCCGACGGCUACCUGCGCUUCCGCUUCAACGAGGACUGCGCCUACCAGCACUGCGGCUACAGGGAGCAUCAAACCCACUUCCAUUGCACUCGCAAAGACUGCGGCUACUCAUUCUGCGACAAGACGAGAUUCGUACAACACACAGCCAGGCAUGAAAGACUGGACACCCUGAUGGGCGGCGACUUCCAGCAGUACCGAGCCAACGUGUACUGCCAGCGGCCCGAGUGCCCGCACGCCUCCACAUUCGGCACAGGCCAAAACAAGGCAUCUCACUUCCACUGCCUGAAGUGCGACUUCGUCUGCACCGACACCAACAAGGUGGUGGCCCAUCGUCGGCAGCAUCAGAAACUGGACACCAUCCAGGCUGCUGGCUUCGAGAAGUUCCCUCCCAGUAAAGGUUGUGGCUACGAACCUCAAUGCAUCCACAGCAAGAAACAAACCCACUACCACUGUCUCCAGUGCGGCUCCGCAGUCCUAGGGCUCUCCCAGAUGACCUCCCACAAGUACAAGCACCAGGAAGCGAACCUGGGGCCCUCCACCAGUGCUACCAACUGACCCACUCUGUAUAUAACCUUUGUAUAUAGUAUUUACUGUAGAAACGAUAAAGGUGUUUGUUUAAUUUCACGAUUCAAUUUCAAGUCACAAGGAGCGAUUCGUGACUGAAUCAUUAAGUAAAAAAAUAUUAUAAAUGGUAUUUUAUGAUUUAACUUCAAGAUUCAAUUUCGAAUGAGUUACACUGUGUGAUUUGUAAUUGAAUCGCUAAGUAAGAAUUAGCCUUACAGAAAUUAAAUGAAACUAAACAAUUUAAGACUUGAAUUAAGAUUUGGUGUCCCUCAAUAUUGUGCCUUAUAUGCAAAAUGACGGACAAAACAAUUUAUGAUAUUACAAAUUGUGUGAGGCGUCUAUGGCAAUAAAUUGAAUUUAUUAGUCGAUUCGAGUGGCAAGAAUUGUGCCAAAACAAUGUUGACUUUUGAAAUUUUAUGCAUGAAAAUAAUGUUUAAAAACGAAUGUGUUUUGCUUACAAAUUAUGUAGAAUUAUGAUUUAUAUUAAUAUAGAUAGUGUUGGACGAACAAAAGAAUUUAAUUGCGAGUUGCAUGUUAAAUGUAAACGUGUGUAUUACCUUAAUCCCGACCAAUCGUAGAUGUAGUUAUAUAAAAUAUUUAUAUUUAUUACUUCACCGUGAGAAAAGACAUUUUUACGAAUAGUAUUAUUAAUUUAGACUUCGUAAAUAAAAAAGAAGGCAAUAAUUGGGAUAGGAAAACCAUUUUGUGCCUGGAAAAUUAAAUUACAUGACAAUAUGCAUUGGUUUGCGAUAAUUUCUGAUAGGCAGCCAGACAUUUCAGCACUCAGGUAAUCAGACCUCAGUAAACCUAUCAGAAAAUAUCUCAAAAUUUGCAUGACGACAAACAAACAAUAUUACUAUUAAAAAAAAACUAUUUAAAAACGUCAAUUCUAUGAACAAAAACAUUGUAAAUAAGAUUAGAUUUAUUAUAUAUAAAGUCUAUGUUAAUAAAAGUAUAAUUGUUAAUUGGAUAUUGGUAAAAGUAUUGUAUAAAAAUCUCAAUUGGACACUGUACAGGUAUUUGAGUGCUAACGUUUGUGAUUCAUGAGGUAGCCAUAUAAAUGCCAUGUUAACUUUUAAUACUAAAUUAUCCUUUGAAACAGUAUUAGCUGUAUCCUUAUAACCUUGCAUUCCUUUGUUAUUCCCGGCGUCCGACUCGAGCCGACCCAUUAGUUUUAGAAAGUGAUCAUUGAUCAUUUUUGUUUUUUAUUGACCAAAACAGUGUACCCUAUUCCUAGCUUGUAUCAGUAUUUUAAUAGAAUAAGGACUAUCCCGUUGUUCCUAUUAUCUGUAAAACAUUUCUAUGUGACAGUCACAGAAACUAUACCGGAGAUUAUUUUUUAUAAGAAAAAAAUUAAUGCACUUCUCUCUGUGACUGUACUACGCAUGGACGUUCAAAAACUGUCAUAAUUUUUUUCUGUAUUUUACUUUUCAAUGUUUUUCAUUUAUUAUAUUAAGCCACAAACAAAGGAAAUGUAGUAUUUCUUCAUAUUAUUCUUCCAAAAUAUAGCCCGUGCCAUAUUGUUAGUCACGAAGAUUGAAGUCUGAAUAACUUCAACUUGUAACCUUUUUCGUUCAAUGUUUCAUUUUAUUAAAAAAAUGCAUUUUUUUCGUAUUUUUCCAAUUGACAAUUUUUAAGAAAAUAUCGUGUCAUAUAAUUAAGUGUUCCCAAGGAAAUCGAAUAUUGCAAUAAAAAUACUUCAAUAUUGGUUGUUACUCCUUUGUUUUGUUAUCUAAUUUUAUGUACAACAUUUAUUUUCUCUCUUUUAAGUUUUUCAUCUUUCACAAACAAUUUUUUUAAUUUAAUCGCGUAUUUAUAUUUAGUGCACGUAGCUUUAAUUUUAGUUGUCAUAAAUUAAUAUCUCACUGAUAAAUGGAGUGUUGAUAACAUUUUUAUAAAAUUAAGUGUACUCGUACAAAAAAAUAAUUAAAUAUCACACUCGAAGCUAAGCUUUGUCAAGCUGCGCGAACAUACGUCUAUGCAUGCAACUUUAAAAUUUGUUUAUAAGCUGCAAUUAAAAGCGAUAAUAGCUUAAUUAGCUUAGUUUAGGGAAGUGAUGUGCAAAUUAAGGGCUGGAUACAAUGUAGGCGUUUGUCCUGACAACAAUUGGUAUUUACUGAAAUAGUAUAGUGUUGUUUACCUCAUGAG
This is a messenger RNA of Amyelois transitella, 7435 nucleotides long. RefSeq lists its product as uncharacterized. Gene Ontology annotation, cellular component: nucleus. The coding region runs from base 395 to 5278 and encodes 1627 amino acids. The record is from RefSeq and is a predicted model, not a curated record. Gene Ontology annotation, biological process: regulation of neuron differentiation; positive regulation of transcription by RNA polymerase II. The transcript is spliced from 26 exons. Lineage: Eukaryota; Metazoa; Arthropoda; Insecta; Lepidoptera; Pyralidae. Gene Ontology annotation, molecular function: RNA polymerase II transcription regulatory region sequence-specific DNA binding; DNA-binding transcription factor activity, RNA polymerase II-specific.